Molecule: messenger RNA, 941 nt
Organism: Triplophysa rosa
Lineage: Eukaryota; Metazoa; Chordata; Actinopteri; Cypriniformes; Nemacheilidae
Gene: hoxb6b
Product: homeobox B6b
Exons: 2
Coding region: 194-865 (223 amino acids)
Biological process (GO): regulation of transcription by RNA polymerase II; anterior/posterior pattern specification
Cellular component (GO): nucleus
Molecular function (GO): DNA-binding transcription factor activity, RNA polymerase II-specific; RNA polymerase II cis-regulatory region sequence-specific DNA binding
Source: RefSeq, a predicted model, not a curated record
UGUUCUCCUGUCGUCAGAAAUGCACAGGAUUGGUCAAACACUGAUCAGCUGGUCCCUUUCCCCGCGGUCUCAGAUUGGCACCUCGCCACCCCCCUUCGGCUAAAACCAAAUCCCAGAUAAAGUAAUGGCAAACACCACUUGGACUAUAAAACACAACAAAUCAUAACUCCAGGACAAUAACACUGGCCACCCCAUGAGUUCCUAUUUCGUCAACUCAACUUUUCCCGUGUCUCUACCCGGGGGACAGGAGUCUUUCCUGGGUCAGAUACCGCUAUAUUCUUCUGGAUAUACAGACCCUUUAAGACACUAUCCAAGCGCCACGUUCGGAGCGACCAAUGUCCAGGACAAGGUUUACACUUCGUCGUACUACCAGCAAGCUGGGGGCGUUUUUGGGAGAAGCGGAUCCACCAGUGCUUGUGACUAUACAACAUCCAACAUUUACCGAAGCACGGACCGUUCGUGCGCUCUCGGAGGUUUGGAAGACUCGCUGGUCCUAACCCAGGACCAGUGCAAGACGGACUGCACUGAACAGGGCACAGACAGAUAUUUUAACAGUGAAGAGAAACCGUGUACUCCGGUUUAUCCGUGGAUGCAGAGGAUGAACUCGUGUAACGGAAUGCCUGGCAGCACUGGACGCAGGGGUCGUCAAACCUACACUCGGUUUCAGACUCUUGAACUGGAAAAGGAGUUCCACUUUAACAGAUAUUUGACCAGAAGGCGAAGAAUUGAGAUCUCGCACGCUCUAUGUUUGACGGAGCGACAAAUAAAAAUAUGGUUCCAGAACCGUCGAAUGAAAUGGAAAAAAGAGAACAAAGUGAUAAACUCCACAAAAGCCGAAGAGGAGGAGGAUGAAAAAGCUGGAUGACGUGUUAAAAGUAGUUUAUAAGGAAUCUCUAAAACACUGUACAUAAGUAUUCUGUAGUUGUAACUUGUAAUUAAUA